Phytophthora nicotianae INRA-310 is the source of this 1074-nucleotide messenger RNA. RefSeq lists its product as hypothetical. The record is from RefSeq and is a predicted model, not a curated record. Bases 1 to 1074 code for a protein of 357 amino acids. NCBI's taxonomy places the organism in Eukaryota, Oomycota, Peronosporomycetes, Peronosporales, Peronosporaceae. The transcript is spliced from 3 exons.
AUGGACCAUCGCGGCUACUCCUUCUGCAUCAAGCGCUCGUGUCCUGAAACGAGCACUGUCUACUACGUCUGCAAGAGGUUUCGCAAAGGAUGCAAGGCAAAGAUAACUGUCCGAUCAGGUGCAGUUGUAGCAGACGGGGCUCUACAUACGUGCGACGUGGCGGUGCCACAUGUCAUUGAUGUGCGCAGCGAAAUGCGCCUAGAGCUACAGCGACGCAGCGUCAGCAACAUGGCUACCCCUCCACCAGUUGUCUGGCAAGAGGUGUACGACGGGAUCAAGCGACUCCACGCUGCCGACGACGCCACGCUCACUAUCAUCCCAUGCGCACCUGCCGUCUCUAUAGUGAAGCAGACACGCAAGGAGUGUACGGGUGGCGAUGUAUACGAGGCCAUACUCUCUCCAUCACUGUUGGUCCAAGGCAAGUCGCAAGAUAUGAAUUGGCGGGUGCUAAAUGAGCUCAUCAUUUUGAGCAACAGGCAGUUGGAGCCUGAAAACGUCACGUGUGACUUUGAAGUGGCGUUAAUUAACGCAGUUCUGGAUCAGUUUCCCCGUGCUAACCUCGUAGGGUGCCUGUUUCACUGGAAACAGGUACUACGCCGUAAAAUGGUCGAUCUACGUAUUCCAGACAGCCAAAUCAAAAGCGCGCUCGGCCCCGGCAAACUUGAUUCGCUUGCUGUCAUCCCUGUGGACCAAAUCGCAAAAAAAAGUGUUAGAUACAUCCGCAGUAUUGUCGACGAAACUAGAGCAAAGACAAAGUGGAAUGCAUUCUGGAAGUAUUUUUUAAAGACUUGGAUGGAAAGGUAUGACGCUACGACGUGGAAUGUUCAGGAGAUGAUGCGUGUUGGGGUUGAUGUGAUCAACCGUACCAACAAUCCAUUGGAGAAGUACAAUCGUGACUUUGCGUCCCGAAUGAGUACACAUCCUGGCCUUUUAGCCUUUAUUGAAGGCACCAAGCGUGAGGCUGCACGCUAUAUCCGGCGUAUCGAGGAUAUAAAACACCUCCGCCAGACAGCCUCUCAGCAUGCCCCACCAGCGAAACUGGAAAUUCCUGAAGACUACGAAAGCUUUGAGUAG